AUGACGAUACCUGAUCUUUUCGAUGCAUUCAUCGAGUUCGUUUUCAAUGAUAUGCCCGCCCGCCUCAUAUACAUCCCCGAAAUGAGAUUCGUCGCAUACGACGAGGUCAUCAGCCUCUAUACACCAAAGAUCGCGGACAUCACGGAGAAAGACAUCCAGGACCAAACAGGGAGCAGGAACCGUUUUGAUAUAUCUCGGAAGGAGGCAUUGGCGAUCGUCGUGAAAGGUGCGGUGAAGUAUGCAAUGUUUUCUCAUCGCUGGCUUAGUGCUGGCCUGGAGCCCACUUUCCAAGACCUCGCGUCGCCUGACUCCGAUUGGCAGGGGCGCACAGGAGCCGGGUACGAUAAGCUCCGCAAAUUCCUCGAGAAAGCGCAGGUGUUUGGUUGUAUGCUGGCGUGGUCGGACACAUGCUGCAUCAACAAGACGAGCAGCGCUGAGCUCGAAGAAGCGAUCCGGUCCAUGUUCAGGUGGUACCGCAACUCUCACAUGUGCAUUGCGUAUCUCUCGCAAUCAUCUUCCCCAGCCGACUUCGCAGAUGAGGUAUGGUUCUCGCGGGGGUGGACCCUGCAGGAGCUGCUCGCGCCUCCGGCGAUGAAGUUUUACGGGAGAAAUUGGGAGCCACUGACGGGCGACGAAGAUCUGGAAUGGCAUGACAAGAGGCGCGAUUCCUUUCUCAACGAGAUUACCAAAGUGACUUCCAUACCCUACCGCGACCUCUUCAACUACCACCCUGGCACCGACCGCGUGCACGAAAAGAUGCUCUGGGCCUCACAUCGACGCACGACCAAGACCGAAGAUAUGGCGUAUGCGCUCAUUGGGAUCUUCGACAUCACGAUGCCGAUUGCGUACGGGGAGGGCGCGUGGGCGUUCGUGAGGCUCGUGGAAGCAAUUAUGGGAAGGUGUGGGGAAUGGGGGAUCUUUGCAUGGGUGGGGCAGAGCUCGAGGUACAGUACCGGGAUUGCAGAAUCCCCAGGGAGCUACCGACCGCUUCCGUUUACGGGAAACUAUAGAGAAGGGCAUUAUGGACAUGUUCGGCGAGGGGACAAGUUAUUCAAACCUACCAAACGUGGCGUGAAGCUGCGCCUGCUUCUCGUCGCCCCUACAUCUAAGUGGAGCGAUGGAAGUUGGUCAGAAGUCAAUAAUCAUCGAUACAAGUCGUUCACGUUCAAUUUCGAUUCGGGGGAUGAACCGGACGACGGGGUUUUGGAAGAGGUGAUGACCAAGGUGGACGCCAGUGAGGUCUCAAGUGAAUUCAAGGUGGCGGUAGGAGUUUUGAACUAUUUCACUGUCGCCACAGACGAGUCACAGGGGAUACUUCUACCCGGCAAUGAUUUUGUCGGGCUCCUACUGCAUGCCGAUCCAGGAGAGCCGGGUAGUUGGAAGAGGAUUUCAACCGACGAACUUCUUCUAAUUUCCUGCCGCAAAGUGACGCAACGUCGGUUGACGACGGUAUGGCUGUGA
Molecule: messenger RNA, 1461 nt
Organism: Fibroporia radiculosa
Lineage: Eukaryota; Fungi; Basidiomycota; Agaricomycetes; Polyporales; Fibroporiaceae
Exons: 1
Coding region: 1-1461 (486 amino acids)
Source: RefSeq, a predicted model, not a curated record